Molecule: messenger RNA, 960 nt
Organism: Blepharisma stoltei
Lineage: Eukaryota; Ciliophora; Heterotrichea; Heterotrichida; Blepharismidae
Source: the annotation of a GenBank genome assembly
AUGAUCUCCAACUCAAUCCUAUCAAAGCUAAAAUCCUCGGUUUCAUCAGAUAACGAACUAGAAAGUGGCAGCUACACGCCUCUCCACAUGACUCCCAAGCAGCUUUCAAAGCCCCCAUCUUCUCGAAGCUCAUUUUCUUCCUCAAACUCAAUCGAUAUUACAAAUUCAAACGGCAAGAAAUGCUAUGUAUGCGGCAAAAGUUUCACAAUUCGGCGAAAGCACAUAUGCAAAUUCUGCAGCAACGCUGUCUGUUCAGACGAUUCUCAAAAAACCAGGAUGAUGGAAGGAUUUGACGAGCCACAAAGAAUCUGCGACUUGUGUGACCAGGAAGAGACCAAAAAAGAAAUUGACCAAGAAAUUGAAGAAGAAAUCAAACAAAUGAACGCUGCUCUAAAAGUUGAGCGAGAAGCCAACGAAAGGCUAAACAGAGAAUAUUUCGAUGUGACAGCAUCGGUAAACCAGCUCGAAACCGAAAUUCAAGAAGCCAAAAAUAAGUACGACACCAAAAUUGCUGACUUAAACAAGCAAAUCCAAGCUGAACAGGAAGAAAAAGCAAGAAUUAGAGAAAUGAUAGAAAAGCACAAAAAAGAUAUAGAAGAGUCUAUAAGGGUGGAAAAAAUGAUGAGGGAAAAGUGUGUGGAAACGCAGAAAGAGAUUGAGGGGAUUGAUAAACACAUUGAAGGGAUGGAGAAAACAAAGGCAGAAGUGGCUGAGAAAAAUGAAGUUAUAAACGAAAAAAUCAAAUCAAGUUUGAAUUUGGAGCAGCUGAAAAAGCUGCUGUGCCAGAGAUGCGACAAAAGGAUAAGUGAAGCAUUUCAUAGGAGGAUCAAAAGCAAUGAAUAUGUUGAUGAGCCUUAUCCAGGCAUUGAUGAAGACAGGCUCAGCGUUUUGGACAGUGUCAGAGAAAUGAGGCAGUCCCUGCAUAGCAAUAAUGGGAAUAAAGAAUGUUUGAUAAUGUAA